AUGCUGGUCCAUAUCUGGAGUUUGAAUUUGAGCAGUUCAGAGAGUCCCAGUUUAAACCAAAGCUUCAAUGAAAGCUCUGAGGAGGACCCCCCGUUUCCACUGGAGACGGCGGGUCUCGGUCGGACUGGCCACACCGUGGUGGCAACUUUCCUCGGAAUCAUCAUGUUUUUUGGCUUCUUCAACAACCUCCUCGUGCUGCUGAUAUUCGCAAAGUAUCGCUCUCUCUGGACGCCCAUAAACCUCAUCCUGCUAAACAUAAGUGUCAGUGACAUACUUGUGUGCAUCUUUGGCACGCCGUUCAGCUUCGCGGCGAAUGUGUACGGCAGGUGGCUCAUUGGAGACUACGGGUGCCAGUGGUAUGGUUUCGCUAAUUCGCUUUUCGGCAUCGUGUCCCUGGUGUCCCUGGCCAUCCUGUCCUACGAGCGCUACUCGGCCGUGCUCUGCUCCACCAAGGCAGACGUGUCGGACUUCCGCAAGGCGUGGCUGUGCGUGUGCGGCACCUGGGUGUACUCGCUGCUGUGGACCGUGCCGCCCUUCCUGGGCUGGAGCCGCUACGGGCCCGAGGGCCACGGCACUUCCUGUUCGGUGGAGUGGCAGCGGCGCUCCACAGGAAGUGUGCUGUACGUGGUGUGCCUGUUCCUCUUCUGCCUGAUGCUGCCCCUGCUGCUCAUGCUCUUCUGCUACAGCAGGAUACUGCUAGUACUCCGCGGGGUGAGUCGUGUGAACAUGCUGUCAGCGCAGCGUCGCCACAACCACAUCCUGCUGAUGGUGCUGACCAUGGUGUCGUGCUACCUGCUGUGCUGGAUGCCCUACGGCCUCAUGGCGCUGGUGGCCACCUUCGGGGAGGUGGGGCUGGUCACGCCCGUGCUGAGCGUGGUGCCCGCCGUGCUGGCCAAGAGCAGCACUGUCUUCAACCCCGUCAUCUACGUGCUCUUUAACAACCAGUUCUACAGGUGCUUCGUGGCCUUCCUGAACUGUGGGGCGGAGCCUCAGUCCAUCCACCUGUUCAACGCCCAGAUGAGCAGCCGCGAGGAGGGCGGCACCGUGACCGCCGGCCUGGGCUUCUCUCCAGCCCAUGCCCAGAGGAAGUCCCACAGCCUGCGCAGCCACACCCAGACGCCCGUCCGCAUGGAGAGACGGGCACUCUCACUGGUCGUACACUACACUCCCUGA
Engraulis encrasicolus (European anchovy) is the source of this 1173-nucleotide messenger RNA. It is a transcript of the gene tmtops3a, whose product is annotated as teleost multiple tissue opsin 3a. Gene Ontology annotation, molecular function: G protein-coupled photoreceptor activity. The transcript has 4 exons. The record is from RefSeq and is a predicted model, not a curated record. Gene Ontology annotation, biological process: cellular response to light stimulus; G protein-coupled receptor signaling pathway; visual perception. NCBI's taxonomy places the organism in Eukaryota, Metazoa, Chordata, Actinopteri, Clupeiformes, Engraulidae. The coding region runs from base 1 to 1173 and encodes 390 amino acids. Gene Ontology annotation, cellular component: photoreceptor outer segment; plasma membrane.